AUGGCCCGACCUCGAGAUAUUGAACGUGGAUCACCCCCCCUUGAACCGGACAGGACUACUCUCGUCGACCCAGGAGGUGGAAUUAUUAAUUGUAAGCGCGGCUUUGCAGCAGUAGCGGAAAAAAUAGUAUUCGAUCCCGAUCGAAGCACUACAAUAUAUCGCCGAUUUGAUAAGUUAAGCGCUCGAAACUUGUUGUUUUAUCAAGCAGAGCUAGCAGAGUUGGAAGAGUUACAAGACAAGUAUGAUGAAGAAGAUUGCAACGAAAAAGAUGCUAUCUCCAAAGAAUGUCAACGAGACUGGCUUGAGCUAAAGAAGCGAGCCACAGAAGGAAGAGAGCGCGAGAAAGCUAGAUUUGGCUUGUGUAUGGAAAUCAGAGAGAAGGUGGAAAGAUAUCAUGCUGCACUAGGUGCUCAUCAAAUUCUGUUAAACAGUCAACUGCCGUCCCAAAGUACAGUCACUGCAAUGAGAAAUUGGUUUCUCAACAUAAAUGAGGAAACCCAAAAACCUGGUAUCAGCCAACUCUGGGGAGCGAGCGAAAAAAUAUACGAUGAUAUCAACGAUCUAGUCGCACUACACGCACCUCCAGAUCAGGAUCGAUUAUCGACCUUCAUCCAAAACAGUUUCGGCAUCUUCUUCAUGACAUCAAGGCCUGAAAAUGGGCAGGCGAUUAUAUCUCAUCGUCGACUCUCUCGAUUCGUGACGAUUCUUUCCACUAUUCUGGCGUCGGUACUUCUUUUCGGAGCUAUUAUCUCACUUUACAUAGUGAAAAACCAGAAUGCGCUACUCGGUAUGGUCAGUGGAUGGACAGUAUUAUUUGCAGCAUGUGUGGGAUUACUUACGAAUGCGAAGAGGGACCAGGUGUUUGCUGGGACGGCGGCUUAUGCUGCUGUGUUGGUCGUGUUUGUUAGUGGAAAUCUAGCAGGACCAUCGACUUGUACUUGUAUUGGGGCUUGA
Glarea lozoyensis ATCC 20868 is the source of this 954-nucleotide messenger RNA. RefSeq lists its product as uncharacterized. Bases 1 to 954 code for a protein of 317 amino acids. Lineage: Eukaryota; Fungi; Ascomycota; Leotiomycetes; Helotiales; Helotiaceae. The transcript has a single exon. The record is from RefSeq and is a predicted model, not a curated record.